AUGGUGCUACAACGGAAUCCUCCCGAGGUCCAUCCUUCUGAAUUCUCUGAAUUCGGAGCAGCCUUCACAGAUCACCUGUUAGAGGAAUUCUGCAUCAGAUCUCACACUGCAUGUGAUGCCCGUCAGUGUAAGGAAAGUGACCAAGCCUGCAGUAGUCCCUCUCCACUAAGCUCUCCUGUGACAACUCUUAAUGGACAGAAACCCCAUAAGAGCAAGGUAUGUGGGAAUGACUUCAUUCCUGUAUCAACACUUAAGAAUCCUAUCAGAGAUAAACCUUAUGAAUGUAAGGAAUGUGGGAAAGCCUUUAGGUAUUCCUCAGCCCUCACUACACAUGAAAGAAUUCACAGUGGAGAGAAACCGCAUGAAUGUAAGGAAUGUGGGAAAGCUUUUUAUGAGGUCUCAUCCCUCACUAGACAUAUGAGAAUUCACAGCGGAGAGAGGCCUUACCAAUGUAUGGAAUGUAGCAAAGCCUAUCGUGAUUCCUCAUCCCUCAGGGCACAUAUGCGUAUUCACAAGGGACUAAGGCCUUAUGAAUGUAAGGAAUGUGGGAAAGCCUUUUAUGAGAGCUCAUCCCUCACUACACAUACAAGAAUUCACAGUGGAGAGAGGCCUUAUGAAUGUAAGGAAUGUGGGAAAGCCUUUUGUGAGAGCUCAUCCCUCACUAAACAUACAAGAAUUCACAGUGGAGAGAGGCCUUUUAAAUGUCAGCGAUGUGGGAAAGCCUUUAGGGUGGCCUCAUCCCUCACUACACAUAAAAGAACACACACUGGAGAGAAACCUUUCGAAUGUAAGGAAUGUGGGAAAGCCUUUAGGGAUACCUCAGCCCUCAUUACACAUAAAAGAACACACACUGGAGAGAAACCUUUCAAAUGUAAGGAAUGUGGGAAAGCCUUUAGGAGGGGCUCAACCCUCACUGCACAUAAAAGAACACACACUGGAGAGAAACCUUUCGAAUGUAAGGAAUGUGGGAAAGCCUUUAGGAGGGGCUCAACCCUCACUGCACAUAAAAGAACACACACUGGAGAGAAACCUUUCAAAUGUAAGGAAUGUGGGAAAACCUUUAGGGCAGCCUUAUCCCUCACUACACAUAAAAGAACACACACUGGAGAGAAACCUUUCAAAUGUAAGAAAUGUGGGAAAGCCUUUAGGGAUACCUCAUCCCUCAAUCAACACAAAAGAAUACACACUGGAGAGAGACCUUAUGAAUGUCAGCAAUGUGGGAAAUACUUUUCGCAACGCUCUUCGCUCCAUGCACACAAAAGAAUUCACAGUGGAGAGAAGCCUUUUAAAUGUGAGGAAUGUGGGAAAUCCUUUAAUUACUCCUCUGGCCUCACUGCACAUGAAAGAAUUCACAGUGGAGAGAAACCUUACAAAUGUAUGGAAUGUGGGAAAUUCUUUAGACAGCAGGCACAUCUCUUGUUACACAAGAGAUGUCACAGUGGAGAGAGGCCUUAUCAAUGUGAGGAAUGUGGGAAAGCCUUUAGAUACCCCUCAGAACUCCCUGUGCAUAGAAGAACUCACACUGGAAAAAUGCCUUAUGAAUGUAAAGAAUGUGGGAAAGUCUUUAAGCGAAAUUCAAGUCUCAUUACACAUCUAAGAGUUCACAGUGGAGAGAAGCCCUAUGCAUGUGAGGAAUGUGGGAAAGCCUUUCCUCAGUCCUCAUCUCUCACUAGACAUACAAGAACUCACAGUGGAGAGAGGCCUUAUGGAUGUAAGAGAAGCAAGGGCAAGAUCUGA
Messenger RNA from Orycteropus afer afer, 1737 nucleotides. NCBI's taxonomy places the organism in Eukaryota, Metazoa, Chordata, Mammalia, Tubulidentata, Orycteropodidae. The record is from RefSeq and is a predicted model, not a curated record.